Molecule: messenger RNA, 963 nt
Organism: Cydia amplana
Lineage: Eukaryota; Metazoa; Arthropoda; Insecta; Lepidoptera; Tortricidae
Product: nitric oxide synthase-interacting protein homolog
Exons: 2
Coding region: 44-922 (292 amino acids)
Cellular component (GO): nucleus
Molecular function (GO): ubiquitin protein ligase activity
Source: RefSeq, a predicted model, not a curated record
UGUUUAUUUGGUUUUGUUAUUUAUGGGUUAAUGUUGCUAAAUAAUGACUAGACACGCUAGAAACUGUACUGCCGGGGCAGUUUACACUUAUCACGAGAAGAAAAAAGACGCAGCAGCAUCCGGUUAUGGAACCCAAAGCGAACGCGUAGGCAAGGACUCCGUUAAGAACUUCGACGACUGCAGCCUGACUUUGCAGCCUUGCAGGAACCCCGUCGUCACUAAGGAAGGCUAUCUCUUCGACAAGGAAGCUAUCUUGGAAUACGUGAUUUCUAAAAAGACCGAAUACACCCGUAAGCUGAAACGCUAUGAAAAGCAAUUAAAAAAAGAAGAGAACGAAAAAAAUGAGCUUGCAGCGGCUGAAAAAGAGGCAAACCUUAUCAAAUUCAUGAACAGAGAAAAGAAUAUAUCCAGCUCUACAUCUAAGAACUCCGAAAGUGGGCCCUCGUCAUCUCAUUCUGUCUCAAAUCUCGCUAAUGGCAAAGACAAGCAUUUACCUAGUUUCUGGGUACCAGCAAUGUUGCCAGAUGCUAAGAUUUCUAAAGUCGAGAAGCCAGACCCAACAGUGUACUGCCCAAUCAGUGGAAAACCCUUGAAAAUGAAAGACCUGAUUGAAGUUAAGUGGACAUUGGUACCAGACCCGGAUGAUAAGAAGUCAUUGAUUGCGAAAGAAAAUAGAUACAUGUGCCCUGUGACACAUGAUAUCCUGAGUAAUGCUAUUCCAUGUGCAGUCAUCAGAACAACAGGUCAUGUAGUGACAAUGGAGUGUGUUGAAAACCUGAUAAAAAAGGACUGGCUGCACCCCCUCACGGGAGACAAACUGAAGGAAAAAGACAUCAUCCCCUUGCAGCGGGGUGGCACAGGCUACGCCCUCACCAACCAGCACUUGGAGAGCAAGAAUGAGAGGCCUGUGUUGCAGGCCUGAAUUAGUGGUUGAUGUAGUUACUAAGUAAUAGUUGACAUAUU